This is a messenger RNA of Hevea brasiliensis (rubber tree), 764 nucleotides long. RefSeq names its product glycine-rich RNA-binding protein 2, mitochondrial. The record is from RefSeq and is a predicted model, not a curated record. The transcript has 5 exons. Bases 160 to 576 code for a protein of 138 amino acids. NCBI's taxonomy places the organism in Eukaryota, Viridiplantae, Streptophyta, Magnoliopsida, Malpighiales, Euphorbiaceae. Gene Ontology annotation, molecular function: RNA binding.
CGAUAUAGCAGCUGAUGUCAUUAAUCACGAGAAAAUCUAAUGAACCUCCUCACUAUAAAACUGGAAGAUACUUGCGCACUCUCGAUUCUACUCGGCUCUUAAACCCUAGCCGCUCCCUUUUGUUUUCGUCGAUUUUCUUCUCAAAGCCAAGUAUUCUAAAUGGCUUUUUGUAACAAACUUGGGAGCCUGGUGAGGCAAAACUUUUCCCAGAAUGGGCAUGUUCAAAUGGCUUCUAUGUUGAAUUCUAUUCGGUGCAUGUCAUCUACGAAGCUUUUUGUGGGAGGUCUUUCAUUCGGAACCAAUGACGAGUCUCUAAAGGAUGCUUUUUCUGGGUUUGGUGACGUGGUUAGUGCAAGGGUUAUCACUGAUAGAGAUUCUGGGAGGUCAAGGGGAUUUGGGUUUGUUGACUACUCAAGUGUUGAGUCUGCAAGCUCAGCUUUGUCAGCCAUGGAUGGCCAGGAAUUACAUGGGCGAAACAUUCGUGUGAGUUAUGCGCAAGAAAGACCUAGUGGUCCACGUACUUUCAACAACAAUUUUCGUGGGAAUGGAAGUUUUGGCGGUGAAAGCGGUUUCUAAGUAGUUGUUGCCAUCAAUGGCCCUGCUAUUGUAGCUAGUUAUUACUGGUUUAGACUUCAGAAUAUAAUUCUCUUAUUUACUUGGAUCAUAUUUGCUUAUGUAUUUUCUUACAACUUUGUGGCGUUUAUUGCAUAUUGUGUGAUGGCUUGGUAAGUUAAAAUCUAGAGAUGUGCAUUUGUUGUUUUGCA